UGCAAAAACGAAAAACAUUUUCCACUACAUAAAAAAAUCAGAAGAUAUCUUGAUCCAUACUCUACAUGUGCACGAAAACCGAUUUUGAAAAUAUUGCUUCGUUAUUUAAUAAAAGAUCAAAAACCAAAAAGUGAGGAAAUGCUUCCAGUUUCGCCUUAAGAAGAAAUGCGCAAGAUUUACCAUCUAAGAGAUUUCACCAAAUCACUGAAUUCUUUCAAGAACUGUUUAACAAAUCUCUUUUGAAUAUAUUGCAAAAAUCGGUUGAGGAAUAUUUCUAAACCUUUCCCAAAGUUUUUUUUGGGUUAAUUGCAAGAAAUUGCUUUUACAUUUCCACCUACAAUGACAUCCAAACAUUCUAAAAAAUCAGGAAAAAAUAUUCAGGAGUUCAAUCAGUAAUUCCAAUGACCGUUAAAUUCCAUCCACAGUUUUGAAUUUGAACUUGGAUAUUUGUGCUGGUGGUGUAGUAGUAUUGAGAUUUCGAAAUUCUUCUCUUCCUUCAAAUCGUUCUAGCAUUCCUCCGUUAAAUUCAUUUGUAGUUUCUCGCAGAGUUUUUCCUUGAAAUUAUCAAAGGUUUUUGUUUUCUGGCUUUCUCCAGUUUACCUAGAAUAUCCAGAGGUUUUUACUUAUUUGCUUCCAUAAAUAGAUCCUUCCGAGGUUUUUCAUGAUUUCAGGUUUUCGACGUUUUUCACAGGGUCUCUGCUAGAGUAUGUACCCGGAAUUUGUUUCUCGCUGAAUUCCUCCCGGAGAUCUCAAUUUUUUUAAAAAAUUCUUCCGGGAAUUUCUCUCAGUGGUUUUGGGAUAGUUUUCCAGGAGUUCAUUUUGGAAUUUCCAGGGAUUUCUUCCUGAGACAGUUUUCAGAUUUUUCUCGUGAAUGUCGCAGGAUUUCGUACGUAGUUCCCCCCGGAUUACAUUUAGAGGUUUCCAGAAUUAAUCCUGGGAAUAAUCCCCAAACUUUUUUCCGAGGUGUCCCAGUUUCUCUCAGGAUUCCUUUCGUAGUUGCUCUAGAGAUUACUCCAAUAAGUCUUUGCGGAGAUUUUCGCAAAAAUUUGACCGGGAUUCCUUUAGAUAUUUCUUCGGGAAUUUCUUACAAGAAAUCACGUAAGUUGUCUCAGGAGAUAUUCCGAACAAACAAACUCUUUGAAAAAAUUCAGCAAGAACUUCUGGAGCAAUUUAAAAAAAAAUCCAAAAAGGAGCAUCCAUAAUUCGGGGAUAAUUUCUGGUAGUGAUUCCAGGAAGGGCUCUGGGAAUAAUCACGAGAAAAUCUGUAAAAAAAAAAUAAUCUCAGGUGGAUCACUGCAAGAAAUUAGAUAAUCAACUACAAGGAAAAUCAUUGGUAAAUAUUCGAAAAAACACGGCACGAACUUUCUGAGAAAUACCAGCAGUAGCUGCUGCAGAAUUCCCAGAAGAUUCUCUAAAACAUCUUAGGAGAAUGUCUAGGAUAAAUUCUGGAAAACUCUUAGAGACAUCACAGAUCAACACCGUAAGGAAUCUUUCUCUCCCGAAAUCCCGUGAGAACCUUUGGGAAAUAUACCAGCUGAAACUUCUGUAGAAAUCCAAUGAGAAACUCUAGAAGAAAGCUAAAUUUCUUGAAGAAAUCACAGAAGAGACCUAGAAAAAAAAUCCCAGAAGGAAUUCCUGCAGAAACCGUUGGAGGAGCCUUACAUAGUAGAAAUCCCAGGAAAAACAUCUUCUAGAAGAAUCCCGAGAGAAAUGCUAACAGAAAUUCCGCGACAACAUCAGCGGUAUCCUGAGAGUAACUCUUGUGGAGAUCUCAGUAUGAAUCCAGGUAGAAACCCACGGGAGCUCUGAGAGCAACACUAAGAAAAUCUCUAGAAAAAAAUCUGUGUGAUCUGUAUGAUAAAUAGUCUAGAAUUCAGUACAGUAGACGUUCGCUCGGUGCAAACGCUUUAACUGCAAUGCUUUUUAGCUGCAAGUCCGCUAAUUGCAAUAAUUUUGCAGUUAUCGCACCGCCAUCCGUCCAAAUGAGAUGUCAACAGCGAUGCGAUGUUUUGCACUGACAGUUCUUUUACGUCUGUCAGUUGUUGCAGUUAUCAAAUUUCAUUCGGUAAGUGAAACGUAAACAUGUUGCAAUUAUCGAACGUCUACUGUAUGUAAAAAUUCCAGAAGAAAUCAAUCAGAAUUUCAGAAUAUUGAAGAUUCUCAAGGAAGAAUUCCGGAAAGAAAAGUUCGAAUUUUGGAAAAAUGCCGGUAGGAAUCUGGAAGAAUCUCUGGGAGGAAUUCAAAAAGGAAUACCAAGACAAAUGGGGUGAAUAAAUACGGAUGGAAUCGUGCAAAAAUCCUGGCAGGAAUUAAAUUUCAAGAGGAACCUCCAAAGAAAUUCCAGAAAUGACAGACUUUCGUUGUAGCCGACUGUCUAGAUCGAUACACCAACACUAUAAAAUCGAAAACUUUUCUAUUCAGAUCCAUGAUGUAAUAAACUCUAUGGACUCUAUUUUUGAUUAGAUCUACGAAUAAUAAAAUUUGCUUCUUUUUAUUCUUACGACCCAAUGUUUUAUUGUUUUUUCAUCGGUGCAAAAUUUUCCUGAGUAUUCACGAUAUUCCCUGAGUAUUCCAGGGUUCAGGGAUGGGAACACUCACUUUUAUAGAUUUACACUCACUUACUAUUUUCUCAGCUCAGAAACGUGCAAUCAAAAAACAAUGUAUGGACGACUUUCACCUUGUGAUUUUGUCUAAAAGUUUGCCGAAGAGAGUAGGAGUCGCACAUGCAUACCAAAGUCGUGACAGAGCUGUGAAGACGACUCUCCACGAGGUGAGUGUAAUUUACAUUCACCUCGUGGAGAGUUGCCUUCUCAGCUCCCUCACGACUUCGAUAUGCGUGUGCGACCCCCACUUUAUUCGGCAAACUUUUAGACAAAACCAUUUGCUAAAAGUCGUUCAUACAUCGUUUAUUGAUUGCACGCUUUUGAACUGAGAAAACAGCAAGUGAGUGUUACUCUCUGCAAGUGAGUGUUCCCAUCCUUGCCAGGGUUUUCCCUUUUUAAUAAAAUUCCCUGAGGAUUCCCGGGUUUCCAGGUUUUUCCAGGUGAUAGAGACCCUGCUUAAGGACGUGCCGGUAAAUUGGUAUAUGGGGCGCUGGAAUUUUAAAUCCUUGAGUAUUUAGCUCUUAUUUUGUCAUGACAGUACUGGCCUAAAAUGAGUUUUAGAAAAGAAUAUCCUUAGAAGAAACAUGCGACGUUGUGAGUUUUUCAUCGAUUUUCUCUAAAAUCUAUAGCAUUGCGAUGACGGAAGUAGCAAUUCACUAAAACAAAAAAAAACAAGCUCACACCGAUUACGCCGCUGCCGCCGCUGCCUAAAAUUAUAAUAAACGCCGCCGCCUGUGAAAUCUGCUUCGGUGCAUACGUCUAAGCAAAAGCUUCUUGACGUGUAAGAUUAAGGUGGUGACCAAUCGAUCAACUUUACAGCGCAAACCGACAUUCGGUUCUUCAGAUUUGUGCUCCUAAAAAAUCAAGGUGUGGCUUCGUCAUAUAUUCACCUUAGUGGGAUGAAAAGUUUGACUUGACAGAAUCUAAAAUGCUUAUUUUAAGCCCCUUUGGAACAUUCAAUAAUAUUUAUGUCUUUUUCUUAAUAAUAUCGCAGUGAAAUGGUUAAGCACACAGAUGUGAAGCUCCUUGGACAUAACUAAGUACUUUAGGGUGGGUCAACGUUGUAUGGGAAAAUUUAAAAUUGAUCAGAUUCAAUCAGAUCAAAGAUUUUCGGAUGCACUUUGAGGUCCCAAAUAACUGUGCAAAAUUUGGGCAUGAUUGGUUUAGCCUACAUUUUGCGCAUCGUGAUUGAAGUUUGUAUGGGAUUUUACAUGGGAAAUCAUACUUUUUCGUAUUUUUCUUGAAAGUUGCUCAAAAUUGUUCUAUACCAUAUCAUCGCUAAUGUUGAAGUAUAGCUCAGGAUGUGUCGAAGAUUGCAAAGCGAUCCGAUCUAUGUGGAAAAAGAUACACUCUUCGAAAGUCAGGCCAAAUAUUUAGAUUUUAUUAAGGUACACCGGGGCAAGUUGAAACACGAAGUUUUGAAAUAGAUUUCAAUACAAUUUGAAAAUUUAUCCUUCGCUAAAAGAUUGUUUGAAUCAAAAACUAUGUGUUAUGGCGAUAAAACUGAAUAUCAUCAUUAGAAAACAUCAAGUUAACCCGCUGUUUCAUCUUGCCCCACCCGUUUCAACUUGCCCCGGUGUACCUUAUUGAUGUUAUUCCUUUACAUGUUAAAAGAUAAGCACACUCAGGCGAUCAGUAGGUUAUAACUUUUGUUACAAGUCGCGGAUCGCUUUGCGGUCUAAACUUUUACGAAAUCGGUUGAAAAAUUUCAGAAUAAUUUUAUUCCUUUCACACUCAAAACAGAUUUGCGGGCUCGGCAAAAACGCGCACAGCCGUCUGCUCAGUAAAACUAUCAGCUGAUAUCCCAGCAAAAAGUGACAUUUGUUAGCUGACUCUCAGCAAAACGAUUGCCGAAGCUUAGCAAUAAACUGUCAAAAUUGCUGAGAUCUCAGCAAAAUUGUUGUUUGCUGAUUACUCGGCUGUGCAAAUCUCGGCAAAAGAAUGGAAAAAUGCUGAUAUCCCGGCAAUCUGAAUUAAGUGUGUUAUAAGGAAAAUGCAAAAAAGUGAGUUUUCCCAUAUAAAAUCCCAUACAAAUUUCAAUCGCGAUGCGCAAAGUGUAAGCAUGACUGAUCGCGCUCAAAUUUUGUACAGUUGUUCAGGACCCGAAAUGGAGUCAAAAAAACCUUGAUCUAAAAAAAAAACGACCUCUAUGACCCACGCUACUAAAUAAAAAGGUAUACUUUUAGCGAGACCUGAAAGGUUCUUAAAGCAUGUCUCAGAAUAAUGUAGAAAAAUAUCUGUGGCUUGCUUUGUACUUCUUAGAUUUAAAAGGUAUUACUUUCUUAUUGAUAUAGACAAACAAGCAAUGCGAAAUUAAUUUGUGGAAUUUGUGGUGACGAGUGUCUUAUCCGCGCACCUUUAUACAUUGCAAUCGUGUGCAUACAUGCAACUGUGCGGCGGCGACAGUCGGUACAUGCUCUGCUGCGCAGCAGCCGAAUAGUCAGUUCGUUAUACACUCUUGUGCUUAUCACACGCGGCUACCACAAGUGGCGACGAGGAUGAAAAAAAAAGUUGAAUGAUUUGCGGAUAAAGCAGAUCUUAUUUAUUUUGUUUAUUCAAUCUCGCUUGAGUGUCGAUCAAUGCAUCAGUGAUUUUAUAAUUUUCGUUAUAUUCUGUGUCAUAUUCAAUGAAAGCGGUUGAAAAAAAAAAUAAUGAAGAAAGAAAUAAUGUUGUGCGGGUGUUGUCGCAGCGUUGCAGUUUUUUUCUGUUGAUUUUAGUGAAAACAAAUGCUAAUAGAACAAAAGAGAAAAGUCAAUAUUUGAAGCAACAGAAGAUUUUGAUUUGCUUCACAGUGAACAGCGGAAAAGUGGUGAUACGACGCCGCGACCGUUUUGUGCAGGCUUUGUGCGAAGGUGGUGACCUUGACACAUUGUUUUCUGCAUGCGGUACCGAAAUAAAAAAGCGUUCUAUAAUAGUGAGUGUGUGGCAUUGCGGCUAAGCAGCGAAGGAAAGGCGGAUGGGAUGGCUGUUAUGAGUGAAUGCAGGUAAUGCAAAGUGAUGUAUUGGGAAAGCGAUGUGGCUUUUUGUAAUAACGGAAAGGUGAGUAAAAUAAAAUCUUUACGUUGAUGUUCUUUCGAUACACUGCGUAAAGCCGUGUUGGAAGUUGUACUAAAAGGUGUGUAUCUAUGCAAAACCAUUUUAAUAGUGAUUGGUAUUACAUAGCUUUCCAAGACUUGUUUAAAAUGCAUUUGGAAUACUUUGGAAAGUUGAAGUUUUAGAUGUGAGAUGCUGAAAAUUAUGUCGUAUCAUGUAUCACGAGAAAAAUGCAGAUAAACUUGCAGAUGCAGAUUUGCAUCUAGCAAUAAGAAUGGUCUUAGUAUCGUAGUGAAUUAAGCAUGACAAAGUGAUUCAUGUCACGAAGAGCUUCGAUGGUAUCGUGAUUAAAUUCACUUGAGCUGAAAAAAAAAAUAUGAAUGUGAAGAAUUGUGAUUGAACUCACUGAUGACAUCGAUAAACUUCUGAAAGGAUUAGCUUAAGAGUGGUUUUACAAAAAAAAAACUGUUACUAUCAAGCGCUCUGCGAAUGUUCUUAUACAUAAUAUUAAGUCGUUGUAUCCUGACAUGACUGGAUGCUGUGUUUAUCAUACAACUCAGGGGCAGUGGCCGUUCUCCUCCAUACCUUUUAAGACAGUCAUGAUCAUGCGGUAUUAAGAUACAUUUUACAAUUCCGAGCGUGGACAAAUUCAAAGGUAGGGAAAAAUAUGUACAUGUGUGUUGUUUGUAAGACAUUUGCUAAAUCCUUUAUGAAUCGCUAUUUCUUCUAAAGGUCAUAAUUCGCACAACGUUAAAUAUAUUGUUUCAUUGGACGGAUAAGGUUAAUUAUCGAGGUGCUAAUCGUUUCAGGUAAAUAAAAAAAAAUCCAAAAUUUAUUAUCUGGUUGUUGUGCAGUAUCGAUUGUUGCUCCAAUUCUCAAUUCUUUCAAUCAUAGUCCUUAUUACAUUGCUGGAUCUAUUCCUUCUUCGUAAUAAUAGAAAAUUGUGUAAGCCACACUACCCAAUUCUCGGUGAGCUAUGUUGCCAGGAUUGCCAUAAGGAUAGUUGCCAAAACAGAUGCUGAUGCAGAACAAAUGCACCUUUUCCAUCUCACUGAAAAUAGGAUAACAUUUCUUAAGGUGCAGCACCAAUUAAACACAUACGCAACACUUAGCUGGCAAUCAUUGUUAUCGGCUGACUCGAAAUAUGGGAACAAAAAAAAAACCAAAGCUUUGGACGCGCUUUUCAGUUUGUCGACUUCCAUUUUGCAGUAUUGUCUUGUCAUAAUGAUGAACCUCGAAAUAUCAACAGUGCACGGAAUGGGUUUUGUUCGAGUUGUGAUUAAGUUCACUGCUCACAAAGACACGGUGAUUACAAACACCAAAGAGAGUUGGAGAUUACUGUGAUUAAGUUCACUCGGAGACUACGGUAACACAUGUGAUUAAAUUCACUGAUAAUGUGAGGAACAGAAUGUGACAAAAUUACAGAGUUGUGAUUGAAUUCACUGAAAGUACGUGGAAAAUACUGUGAUUAGAUUCACUUGUAAAUGACAGGAUGCCAUGUGAUUUAAUUCACUGAUGGUGUGAUGAAAAGGAAUUCAUUAAGCCAAUGGAAGUGCAUGCAAGCAGUUGUGAUUAAAUUCACUGAUCAGUUUAGUCCAACUGACUCAUAGAGUACAUAGAACGGUGUGAUUAAAUUCACUACAUUACAGUGAAGAAUACUAGAGUAAAAAAAUGAAACGUGAUUGUACUCAUUAAGAGCGUACUGCACGAACGGUGAUUAUAUUCACUGAGAACAUAUAGAAAGUUGUGACUGAAUGCACUGUUACAUGAAAAAAAGAUAGCAAUGCUUCUGUAUAAAAAUAGUUUCCAUUGGAUGUCGCAGUUAAAAAAAAUAGUUUUUAAACGAAAUAAGGGGUAGCCUACCAAUUAUCUGUACAGUUGUACAGUAAAUAAAACAGUUGUAUGGCAACCUCGAAAUCGCUUUCUAUUAUUCAUUAUUCAUUAUCGUAAUAAAUUUUAUAUGGGGAAGUUCUAAGCAAAAAAAAAUGUAUUCUUUAACUUCAUUUAUAUACAACUAAAAAAAAAAAUGCAACAUAUCUAAGGUAUCCGACAGAGCAUAACUAUUUUGUGAUUAUUAUAUCUGAUAUCAACCACUAGUAUUGUGCAAAGUUUUGAGCAAUUGGUUUACAAAAAGGCUUUAGUUCUGUUUGAAUCACUCACGAGUUCAAAAUAUUUAUUUUUUCUGAAAAACAUGGAAACUUUGGGUAGAUGUCCGGGUUUUUUCAGCUUGUCUAUUAGAUAAAGUUUUGGUUCACCAAUCCAAAGACAGUUCGAUUUCCGUUCCGGUCGUGAUACGACUUCCUGGACAUAGUAUAUCAUUAUGCCUGCUACAUAAUAUAUGAAUUCUUUCAAUGGCAGGCAAAGAAAGUCCUUCUAAACUAAGGAAGUACGCAAAGAAAACUUAAUUGAAGGGAGAGAGGCCAAGUUCCAGUGAAAAUGUAGAGCCGAAGGAAGAAGAAGUAUUCAUCUGUGCAGUGUAUUGAGAAAUUGUGAUUAAAUUCACUGGCAGAGGGUAUGAAAAAUACUGAAAGUAUGCAGGAAGCGCUGUAAUUGAUUCCACUGUUAAGAAAAAAUUGAAAAAAAUAAAUGAUCACCUAGGUUGUAGCAGUGUGGGCGGACGAACUCAUAGCAAUAGGAUGCGUGAAAUGGAGCUUGAUUUACUUAGAAGGGUAGCACAAGAAAAAAAAUCCCAAAGGAUGCGUCAGCGAGGAUUCCUACAUGGAUUCUGUGGAAAUGAGCUAGUAUUAUUGUCAACAUCGGAACACUUGGGUUAUAUAGAUCUUAUAUAACGAGACUAAUACGAUAGACUGAGUUUUAGAAUGAUUACGCCAUAACGACUCCGAAGAAAUAAUCAAUAUAUUGGACCAUUAAUUAAUAGCAGGCUGUACUAUUCCUUUGAGUUGAAAAGAAUUCAAAUGCACUUAAAUUUUCAGACGAUUGGAAGCAGUUUACCAACAUGUUGAACGUGAGAAAUUAUAACUGGUCAAAUAUAUGUGCUCGAAAUGUGAUAACUGUGGAAACUAAGGAAUAGUGUGCAAUUCGAGAGAAUAAAUCCUUCUUAUCGUGCAAUGACAAUAUACGAUCAAAUAAUAACAGUCCCGAGGAAUGAAGGCAGGUACAGUGACCCCACACCGAUAAAUCAUCUUAAUUUUGUACACUAUUUAUGAAUCACCAUGUUGAUCAAAUGAGUGAUCCAUAAACUGUGGUCAUUUUUGCCGAUUCAUAAAUGACUCCACUGUACAUACUAAAUAGGAACAAGCAUAAAGAAUUGUUAUUACGGCAAACCUAGCACCGUCAGUCGUCUAGGCGUGUCGUAAGCCGCGGAGUGAGGGUUCGAUUCCCGCUCCUGUCGAAGAAAACGUUUCGUCAAAAGGAAAAUUGUCCACUGGGUGUUAUUUGUGUUGUCCGUUGCCUAAUGAUAGUGCUUGUUCAGUCUGUGUACAACUUCUGGUUGAAGACGGUGUAGUGUAUUUUAUAUGCUAUUUAAAAAAAAUCCUGAAUGUUCCUGGCAAAAAUACACAAUCAAUGUUUCGCGAUCAUGCGGUUCGAGAGAAACCAUAAAUUGCCGAUUUGAGUGAAGACAAAACAUCCUUUCAUCAAUCCGAGAAGCAGUGACCUAUCGUAGAAUACAGUCCACUUAUACGUAUCUAACAGUGAGCCAAUGGGGAAUGAAUGAAUCGAUGAUUAUUGGAGUUCCUCCAUAAAUGUUACGAUUGCUUAUGGAUGUAAGAUCCCAUCUUGGCACAACUUGUCCAGUAAGAUAGAUUUCGCUUGUAUAAUGCAUUUGGGCGUGUUUAACCGAAUAUUUUGAGUGCACAUCAAUGGAGAGAAGAAUAGUUGCUGUAUUAUAUCAGUGGGUGUUCCUUUUUCUCAAAAGAUAUGAGGAAAUAUUUGUGCUGUUUCACUCCUAUCUCUACAAACUCAGUAGGUAACACAGUAAAGCAGAGUCAAUUUGAAUCCAUUGACAAAUAAUCUUCAAAACCAGAAAAAAUGUUUUUUUUUGGGAAAUAUGGAGGAGGAAAAAGAGCAGACAAAAUGCAGUAGAAGACUUGCUUCAGCAACAACACAAGUGAAUGAAGGAUUAACAUUUGUCCUAACAGCUAUUAUGAAAUGCUGACUGGUGCAAUGAUCAGAAAAUCAUACAGUAGCAAACACCUAUUGUAACAAUACUGCUUUGAAUCAUUCUAUUGUUGAUCAGUCCCCAUGUUCAUUUGUAAUCAGAAUCGUGUUCAGAUCACUUCACUAGAGCACAGCUUUUAAAAUACAAUUGCGCCUGAAAAAGUUUGAACUAUUUGACAAAUGUAGAAUAAAGAAAGGGGGAUGUGGUGACGAGUGUCUUAUCCGCGCACCUUUAUACAUUGCAAUCGUGUGCAUACAUGCAACUGUGCGGCGGCGACAGUCGGUACAUGCUCUGCUGCGCAGCAGCCGAAUAGUCAGUUCGUUAUACACUCUUGUGCUUAUCACACGCGGCUACCACAGAAUUAAAGCAGUAAAAUAUGACAAAAACGUUGAAAAAGGGAGUUGUAAAUGUAUGAAAACUUGGGUCUCAAAAAUAAUAUAUAACAACUGAAAACACUUUAUCAAAAUAUCCCCAACAACUCCCCAUAAUCAACAACCGGCGAAGCAGCCAACGAUGAGAGAUUUAAACGUACUCGGUUUGCUGCCAAGCUGCGAACCCGCGCACCGCGCCGUGAGUCAACAUCCAUGGGAGGCAGCAGCAGUGCGCUCUUUUUCUUGCUUUUCAAGGACAUCUCUGCGCGCGCGGUUUGCUCUCGCGCCUACUUAGCACUUUAGUAGGUACCUAUGCGCGCAAAACCUAAGCAUACGGCUUGCCGGCUAGCUGUAGAAUAGCCGGCCGGAUCGAAUGGGGGAGGUGGGAGCAUUUCUCACAAGCUAGCUUUGCUUAAAAGCCAAACUACUGGGGGAGCGGAAAAAACGCUUUUAGGAGCGAACUUUUUCCCUUCUAUCUCGUUCUUGCUCUCGUCGUCCCGCGCGCUGCUCACUUCCUUCGGACUGAAAAAGAACGGAUGGUCGCUGAUAGGUGCUUCCACCGGAUCUAGCGGCAUGCGCAUGGCAUAGAUGUUUUUCGUUGUGUUGGGGUAGUUGUAGUUAAGUAGUUGCAUAGGGUUGAAAGAUUAUGUUUUCAUACAUUUUCGGAAAACAAACAUUCGCUCUCAUCGGCAAGGCGCUGCUCGGAGAGCGAGAGACGAUUGACUUAGUCUUGGUACGCGUGAUUUGGCGACUUUUGUGAGGAAAGAGUUGAGGUGGCGAGGCGGCAUGGUAAAUAGGGGGUUCGUCGUUUAUUCUAGACUGGGAAUUGAUUUCGAGGUCUUUGAUGGCGGUUUUUGAGAAAAAUCUUACUGUGAAGACCAGUAAGAAUUCAGUGUUCAAGCUGUGCUCGUCCCGAUCGGAGCCCUAGUUCGGUUUACUCGGAGUGAUACCUAGACAGGCGGUUUUCGUCCAACGCUGUCCCAUGUUAGGAGUGAUCGUGCUGUGAUAGAUUUUUUGUCCGUCAAAGAAUCGAGUAUAACAGUGCAGUGCAUCGACAUAGUGUCCUAGAAUUCGCACGUAUCUGGGUGACAUGUGUCAAUAGUUAGUGAAGACACAGUGAUGCCGAAGGAAUUUCCUAUAUAGAUUGCCAUUGAUGGAAACUUGUUCAGUGAAUGGUGCGGUCUGAUUAAUGUAUUAGACACAUAAGUGAAGCAUAAUUUUUCUCUACUUUGAAUGAUUAUCAUUCGAAAUUGUGAAGUGUCAUCAAAAUGAUUACCAUGGAUGUGCGAGAUAACUUUACGGAUUUAACAUGGGCUUCGAACUACAUCAUGAAGAUGGCUUUGGACGAGUACCAGACGGAACAGAACUGGACCCGGUUAAUUUUUCAGUACUGGGAUCUGGUAGAGGAACUGAUUGGAGACCCCCGGGCUAAGGCGCUUCCGUUUAUGGACAAUCCACUGCCGACGUUCGGAAUGAUUGUGACGUACCUGGCCUGGGUUCUGGUGGUUGGACCGACCUACAUGCGCGACCGCAAACCCCUGCAGCUCACCAGGACACUGUUCUACUACAAUCUCUUCCAGGUGCUACUGAGUGCGUAUAUGUUUUACGAGCAUUUGAUGGCCGGCUGGGCGAGAGGUUACAGUUUAACAUGCGAACCGGUAGAUUACUCAGACGGAGAGCUUUCUAGAAGGAUGUUCAACCUGUGCUACGUUUAUUACCUUUCGAAAUUAAGCGAAUUUGCGGAUACCGUAUUCUUCGUGCUGCGAAAGAAGAAAUCGCAGAUUUCCUGGCUUCAUCUGUACCAUCACUCUCUCACUCCAAUCGAGGCGUGGAUUUUGACGAAAUUUCUGGCUGGAGGCAAUACAACUCUUCCAAACAUCAUCAACAACUUUGUCCACACGCUAAUGUACUUCUACUAUCUACUAUCGUCGAUGGGACCUCGCUAUCAGAAGUACCUGUGGUGGAAGAAAUACAUGACCGAGAUUCAAAUUGCUCAAUUCAUCAUCUGCAUUGUGCACGCCAUCAACGCAUUGGUGACGGAUUGUUCAUACCCGAAGUUCAUCACAUCUCUCCUUCUGCUCAACGCUAGUAUAUUUUUCGUUCUGUUCAUGAACUUCUACUGGGAGAACUACAAAAGGACGGCAGCUAAGGCAGUGCCAUCCAAAAAGCUCAUUCUGGUAGAGAACAACAACUGUUUACCACUGGAUUUCUCCAUCGAACGGAAGGAUCAAUGAACAACAGUGACGAAACGUGAACACGCCUAUACAAUACACUGAAAAGUCUGAAAAGGAACCAUAAGUGAUUCGUUCAAGUGCCCGUUGAGGGCACAACGCGCUACCGCUUGUAUAUAGCAGAUUUCAAACGUACUCGAAGUAUUCUACAUUCUAGGAUUAGGCUAGAUAGGGUUAUUUAACGUUAUAGUGUCGUGACUAAACUUGCUAAGUAGAUAUUAUAGGUUUGUAGAUGAAAUAUAUUUCGUUUUCUGUUGGACACCGUUUAGAUCAAGACUGUGAAUAAGAAAAAAAUAUCAAGCUCAAUUUUUUUCUAUAUGCUCAAUUUUGAUUUGUAUCUCUUGAUUGUGAAUAAAGUUAUGCCGAUUUGUUAGCAAAAAAAAUUACGAACAAAACUUCGGCUGCUACUGUUUAUUGCGUAUAUUCACUCGUUCGAUUGACCCUAAGGAAUGGAGCCCUUUAGUUGAGACAACACACGACAAGCGUCUUAUUUCUUAUUCGGAUCAACUGUUUAGGAGAUCCUUUCAAAAUGUUCGACUAUUGAGAAAAGACUCUCGGUCAAGGUCUCGAUUAAUUAAUGUGGGGAGCGGAAUGUACCGUCAAAAGAAGAGUAUUGAAGAAGCAAUUAAUCCGGAUGAAACCAAUCAGAGGUAAGUAUAGGCAUAUCCAAUUACAUCCUAAUUUGAUAACAAAUUAGGGUUACAAAAUCUAGCACUUAUAACAAGUCUUGUGUUAGGAGUUUCUCUAGUUUCCUCCAAGAUUCUAAUUUAGGAAUGCGUAAAAGAGUUUUUUCAGUGUUUUUUUUUGUAGAAUUUAUGCACGAAUUUCCAACAAUGUUCACCAGUCUGUCAAUCGGAGAUACUUGCAAUAACAGAAUAACUUACAAAUAACCUCUAGAGAAACUUCAUGAAGAAACUUACUGUGUUAUCACGCUCGUUGAAAUCCCUAUUUGUGAGAGAAACUUCUAGCAGAUUUCAAGGAUUAGUUGCUGGAAGGAUAUCUACACGAUUUUUUAAGGUGAAGAUCUCCAGCGUCCACUUUCACAACGCAUUUUGUCUCGCAUUUUCUCGAGCACAAAUCCGAAGAGUUGUAAAAUACAAUAGUCUGAGAAUGCUACUUCAUGUUCAUUGCGAGUGAGAAAUCAACAAGUAGAAUUUUCAGAUCAAUUUGUUUGAUGGGUCUCUAGAUCUGUGCACAAAAAAAUUUGAGUAGAAUGACGGCCAUCGUUGUACUUCACCAAACUUUUCUUCCAACGGGGAAUUUCUUAUACAACUUUUAGACCUUUAUUCGAGAAAAAUAACCUAAUUUCAUGUAACAAGCCUUGGGUCAUUCAUUUCUUUGUGUGAAUUUCGCUCGAUAAAAUUAUGAAGCAAUCUCUAAACAAGCCUCUAAAAAUUUUCAGAGAAGUACAUAUCUAGCCAUGAAUCGAAGUUGCGGGGAUGUAAUUCCAGGUGUUGCAGAAAUGCCGCGAAUACAACGUGCCCACACGUCAUUUGUUCAUCGAUUUCAAAUCGGCGUAUGAUACAAUCGAUCGAGAACAGCUAUGGCAGCUUAGGCACGAAUACGGAUCCCCGGAUAAACUGAUACGAUUAAUCAAGGCAACGAUGGAUCGAGCGAUGUGCGUAGUUCGAGUAUCAGGGACACUCUCGAGUCCCCUCGAAUCUUGCAGAGGGUUACGGCAAGGUGAUGGUAUGUCGUGCUUGCUGUUCAACAUUGCGUUAGAGGGUGUAAUAAGGAGUGCGGGGAUAAACACAAGUGGGACGAUUUUUACGAAGUCCAGUCCGUUCAGCUGCUUGGUUUCGCCGAUGAUAUUGAUAUUAUAGGUCGUAAAUUUGAGACGAUGGCACAAACGUACAUCCGGCUAAAGAGUGAUGCCAGGCGAAUCGGAUUAAGUUAU
Messenger RNA from Aedes albopictus (Asian tiger mosquito), 14255 nucleotides. RefSeq names its product elongation of very long chain fatty acids protein AAEL008004-like. Bases 11396 to 12361 code for a protein of 321 amino acids. Gene Ontology annotation, cellular component: endoplasmic reticulum membrane. The record is from RefSeq and is a predicted model, not a curated record. Lineage: Eukaryota; Metazoa; Arthropoda; Insecta; Diptera; Culicidae. Gene Ontology annotation, molecular function: fatty acid elongase activity. The transcript is spliced from 6 exons. Gene Ontology annotation, biological process: fatty acid elongation, monounsaturated fatty acid; fatty acid elongation, saturated fatty acid; fatty acid elongation, polyunsaturated fatty acid.